This is a messenger RNA of Durusdinium trenchii, 1989 nucleotides long. The record is from the annotation of a GenBank genome assembly. Lineage: Eukaryota; Dinophyceae; Suessiales; Symbiodiniaceae.
UGAUCACAAGUUCCAUCCGCCAUGAAGCUUCGGCAGAGGGAGCCCUCAGGGCAUCAGACCACCCUCCUGAAGCAGCUGCGAGAAUUUUGGACCACAGGAUAUCUAUGUGACGUUGUGUUGCAGAGUUGUGAUGGCAAAGAGCACCGCUGCCACAGAAAUAUUUUGUCAGCAACCAGUUCUGCUCUGAAGGGCCUGCUUUCUGAAUCUUUCAGUGAAGGACAGCAAAUACAACUGGGACAACCAGUCGAAAUAGCUGCUUCUGAUGUUGUUGUUGAUGCAUUACUUGACCACAUCUAUGGUGGAGAGCCUGACAUCUCCGCACCAAAUGCCAUCGAACUCUUGCGGCUUGCUACGGCAUAUGAGCUGCCAAAGCUGGUGACAGAAAUCGAAUCAGAAUUGCGAGCCUCAUUGGACAGCACCAAGGCAUUACAAUUGCUCCAGGAAAUUCAUACCUUGGGAUUGCCAGAUUUGAGGCUUGCUUGUGAAGAAGAGAUAGCUCGUGACUUUGAGAGCUGUGUGCAGCAAGCAACCUUCAAGAGCCUCAGUGCAGCGCAGUUGGCACGCCUUCUAGCAAGAGAAGAUCUAUGGGUCACACGUGAGGAGGUGGUUUUGCAGGGGCUGUUCAACUGGCUCAAAGCCUCCAGCGAACGGAGUAGCAGCUUGGGCAUAUUACUACCACUGAUUGACUUUAGAGCGCUGUCCGCAGCUAAUCUGGAAAGAUUCCGCUUGCUAGCGCAGUCGAUGGGUCAAAACGGCUUCGACUUGCAGCUUGCGGUCGAUGAAGCACGACAGCCGCUAUGGCAAGAGCGUCCAGCUAAGAGGCGAUGCUUGCAGUGUUGGUCACCAGAACUCGGAGCCUUUCCUCGAUGUUUUGAGUAUGGCCAAUGGGUCGCAGGAGAUUGGGAGGAUGAAUUCAACGGACAUGGAAGCUCAGCAAGUUAGAUAAGCAAAGAAGGUUUUUCUUAGAGCCAAGAUGAGGCAUGUUUCUUCUAGGUUUAAUUCAGAACCACCGGGCCACAAGUGAGGAAAAUUGCGCUUUUGCUGGCACAAGGGUGAUAUUUAUCAUAUUGAUAUGGGUGCACUUGUUAGUUGGAAGUCUGAUGGCACAGGGUCUGUUAUGGCAGCACAAGGGUCUUUGAACGGCAGAGGCGUAGCAGCUACCCCACAAGGCGAAAUCCUUGCUGUUGGCGAUGACAGUUUGUUGACCUUCAAGGGCGGUGCAGGAUCGGUAAAGCUUGAGAUCCCAGGCUUGCUAAGCGUUUGCUGCUCGCCCAACGGAAAAAUCUACGUGUUGAACAAGUGCUUCGACGACCAUGGAUGGUUUGAAAGCUGGACAGUGCAGCGAUUGGAAGGAUCUACUCUUGUUCCAAUUCUGGUGAACUCCGAAAGGCCCCAACAGUUCCAACCGCGGAGAAUCUUCGUUUCACAAGACGAGACGCUCUACAUGGUUGGCACGCAAUGUGUUCGCAGUUCUUCCCUCUUUGAUUCGGAUGAUUCAUCAUCCAGCGAUCCAACUCACUGGGUUUUUGGGCGCAUCACUGGUGACGCGAAAACGGUAAUCCUGGGCCGCCUUUUCGGAGACUAUUUUUCCACGGUUUUGUUUGCUACGGAGAGCGGAAAGCUAUAUAUAGCUGCAUUUGAUGAUGAGGAGGAGCGCACUAUCAUUUGGACUGUCAACCCUGGUGAUGAGACUCCCAUGUUGGUGUUGAGAGCUGGCGACUAUGUCCCAGAAGACAUCUUGCUGAUGGACGGAUAUCUCUACCUGCUCACUUCUACUCGACAAGUUUAUAGAUACGCCUUGCCUCUCGCUCCUGAACUGGAGUAAAUAAAUGUUGUAUCACUGAAGUAAUUUGGGUACGAGUAUUUAUAUCAUGAUAUACUUCCCAGUGUUUGCUGAACAGGGCCCAGAGAAUCUUUGGGCCACACAGGAAACGGAAGGGAUUGCUCUGAAUGAGAAUGACAAAGACAGCAUGUGCUGCGAGGAUGGAA